AUGUCCCUGUGGAUCCUGCUCCAUCUUGCCUUCCUUGGGCUCAGCACUUUGGGAUUGGGGCCUCAGAAUAACUUCAACCUUUACCCCUCAGCCUGGCCAUCCUCCCUCGACCUCAACUCACCCCUAGAGGUCCAUGAAACCAUCCAGAUUCCUAACAACGGGAGUGCACCCCUGCAAGUGAAUGUGCAGGUGUUUGUGUCCAAUGUGUUUAAUGUGGACAUCCUGCGGUACACAGUGUCUUCUAUGAUGAUGCUCAGGCUGUCCUGGCUGGAUGCUCGCCUGGCCUGGAAUGCUAGUGCGCGCUCUCGGCAUGCAGUCAUACUGCCCUGUGAAUCACUCUGGACGCCUGGACUCACCAUCCGGGAAGCGCUCUGGGUGGACUGGAAGGACCAGAACCCACAGGCCCGAGUAGACCCAGAUGGCCAUGUGGAGCUUAACCUGGCUCUCACCACAGAGACCAACUGCGACUUUGAGCUCCUCCACUUCCCCAGAGACAAGAGCGACUGCAGCCUCAGCUUCUUCGCUUUUAGCAACACUGUGAGGGAGCUGGAGUUCCGGGCCCAUGCGGUGAAUGAGAUUGUGAGUGUCAAGAGGGAAUAUGUGGUUCGUGACUUGAAAACCCAAGUCCUGCCCCUGCAGGUAGUACCCUGCUUCCAGGUGACGCUGAGCCUGAAGAACACAGCACUCAAGUCCAUCAUAGCGCUGCUGGUACCUGGAGAGGCGCUGCUGUUAGCUGAUGUGUGUGGGGGGCUUUUGCCCCUCCAGGCUACGGAACGCAUUGCCUACAAGGUGACAUUGCUGCUGGGCUACCUGGUCUUCCACUCCUCCCUGGUGCAGGCCUUGCCUAGCUCCUCUUCCUGCAACCCACUGCUCAUUUACUACUUCACAGUCCUGCUACUGCUGCUCUUUCUUAGCACCACAGAGACCGUGCUGCUGGCUGGGCUGCUAGCUCGGGAUAGUCUUGGGGACAAAAGUAGCCCCAGCCCAGGCCCAAGAAGAGAGCAGAGAAAGGAGAACCUGGGGCCUAAUUCUGAAGCAGACCCCAGCGGAGGAAAGAGGUCAAGGAGAAGCUGGGCUGAGGCUGCUGAUCAUACCUUCUUCCUCGUAUAUGUGACCAGUGUGGUGUGCAUCCAGCUCAUCUUUGCUGGAACAUGGAUAUGGGCAACAUGCAAGUCUGACCCAGCCCCUGGCAAGGCUGUCCCUCAUGGUGGGCCACCCAGGCUGUAA
Messenger RNA from Marmota flaviventris (yellow-bellied marmot), 1227 nucleotides. The record is from RefSeq and is a predicted model, not a curated record. Lineage: Eukaryota; Metazoa; Chordata; Mammalia; Rodentia; Sciuridae.